Messenger RNA from Protopolystoma xenopodis, 345 nucleotides. The record is from the annotation of a GenBank genome assembly. Lineage: Eukaryota; Metazoa; Platyhelminthes; Monogenea; Polystomatidea; Polystomatidae.
AUGGUCCAUCGGGACUUUGCUCUUGACCAUCAUCUUAAUUUAGAUAAAAAGAUAGAUAAGCGAUCACCUACUCCUUCGCGAAAGCAUCCGGUUCGCGGCCCCCCAUCAGAAGUUGAACAAAAGUUCCCUAUUUCUCGUUCAAUCAACAAGCCUGUGCAACAUCCAGAGGCACAUCUUCUUCUAUAUACCGCCCUCCCUGAGUAUCAUCAUUCAGAUCAUCGUCCUGUUAUUGCCAAGUUCAAUUUCGCCAUUCCAGACCGCUGGUUUUGCUUGCCUGUUCACUUUCUUGAACCGAGUUCAUACAGUAAGUUCCUUAACUUUUGGCACAUAUCCCUGAUUAUUUGA